UUGUGUUUGAAACAGCACGUUUCAUACGACAAGAAUCGAUGAAUUUAACAAAUAUUUUUUUCUCUUUCAGAUCGGGCACCGACCGAUGGCGUUUUGGUAGUAAAUACACUCCGUCGAAAAUCUUAAACAAAUACUGCGAAGUAUUUGACAUUGAGCCAAAUUUUCCUGAAGAAAACCGAGGAAAGAAAGUAACUCUAAUACGUAGCGAAUUUGAUAAACGUCACUUUAGAAUUUCAGACUUUGGUGAGUUUGUUUUCGCCAAGUAUUUUUUUUUAAUAAUAUCUAGGUGGCAAUUUAGAAAAACGUACACCUAUAUAUAUAUGAGCUUUUCAAAGAUUUUAAAAUGCGCUCGUUAUAAAAUAUUAUGAAAAUGAGGAAAAUAUUGAUGGUUUUUAAAUGCUUGCGAACCUCAAUAUACGAACAAAAGUUCACAAUGUAUUUAUACGCUUUCCAGCGAUACACAUAAACAACUUAAAUAUUCAAAGAGUAAAAACAGAGUUGAGCUGAAACACAUUACUAUAGAUUAAAUUUUAACUUAAAGAACUUCUUUCCGAGCGUAAAUGAUACAGUUGAACACCUUGAAUACGUUUCUUGCACCGGCUGUAAACAUAUUGCACUUGUUACGCCUAAAAUAUAAAUUAAAUCCUACAAAUGAUAAUCCGUAAAAUUAUUAGCUGGGGAAAAAUGGUAUUGAAACUGUUUACGACUUUUUAUUCGACGUCAAUUUCUGUCUUCUUGCCUUCGCUAUUCAGGCGUAAAAAAAUACCUGUGGUUCCGGUUUCAUAUCGUGAAAAAAUUAGGGUCGGUAGGUCGGAAAUGAUUUUUUUAAAAUUUUUUUCAUGGUUUUGGCGGGUUUUUGCUGGGCGAUUUGCAAUAGAGUCCUGACAUCAAUGUUAACUAGAGAUGCGUAUUUCCUAUGGACGAAUUUAGGCAAUUUGGUUCAAUAAUUAGUGUGACAACAGACGCCAUUUUAGUGACACACUGUAUGAGCAGCCUGCAACCACCUGGAGAAAAUAGGGUCGCACGGUCAAUCGCGUUGAAAAAAUAAUAGGGUCGGCAGAAAAAAAUAGGGUCGGUCGGGAACCCCAACCAUACAGGUAUUGCUUUUUGCGCCUAAAGCCUAGUUCUCAUUCAUCGCAAACUGUCACCGACGAUCGGCGACGCUUAUCGCCGAUACUCGCCGAGCGCGAAUGCACGAAAGUUCUCAUACAUCGGUGAUCGUUGCAGGUGACAGCCGAUGUGUUUCGAAGUUUCCCACCAAGGCACAAAAUGGCCCCAUUCAACGUAAAAUUCAUGAUUUUUGUCAAACUUCAGUUGAUUAUUUCCUUGCUUGUUGAGGAAAAAACAACUUUUACUCAUUUCUCAUAGGUUUUUCAAGCAGGUGGCAGUCGGCGAUGCUCACAAGAAACAAACAUUUUUGUUUCCUGCGAUGUCAUCGCCGAUGGUCGGCGACGAUUACGGACAAUCGGCGAUAUAAUUUUUGAUGUGUUCUCAUAAAUGGCAAGCGGUCGCCGACGUCGCAAAGCUCCCAUCGCCGACGGUUUUCGAUGAAUGAGAACUAGGCUUAAACACUCCAUUUUGUUUUAGAGAACUCAGAAACCGACCUGACACACGCCGGAGGGAAUAAGGAGCGUCUUUCAUUGCAUGUUCUGAAUCAUCUCAAGGUACGACAUGAAAUUUUUUAUUUUCUUAAUUGCUUUUUAUUAAUUAUAUUUUUUUACGUGCGCUAUACCCUGCAUUAAAGUGUAUAUGACAUGAAAUUUUUUAUUUUCUUAAAUGAAAGAACUCUUGAAAUUGUAGUGUAACUUAUUUUUCAGUUUCUUGUUUUUAUGGUUUGUUCCCGAAAUAUUUCAAUUUGUUUGAUAUGUAAAUGAGUGUGAAUAUGUCUGCUAAUUUAUGAUGUCAUGUUGGUUGCAAGCUCUUCAAAAUAAUGGUUGAAUAUCACUGCUAUCAUCCAAGAUGAUAAUUUCAGACUUCACUCACUGGUAAAUGUGAUGAAACACUGGAGAAAAACGUAAACUGAUAUCAACAGUUUUUAGAGUUAAUACAUUUAAAACCAGUUUAAGUUGAGCUCGCAACCAACAUGACGUCGUAAAUUAGCGGACAUAUUCACACUCAUUUACAUAUCAAAAAAUUGAAAUAUCUCGUGAACAAACCAUAAAAACAAGAAACUGAAAAAUAAGUUACACACUACAACUUAAAGAGUUCUUUCAUUUAAGAAAAUAAAAAUUUUUCAUGUCAUAUGCACUUUAAGCUAGCUUACAAUGAUUUAUUAUAUGGACAAUGGUGUUUCACUGGAAACUAAAACACUCGUAGAACUCAUACGUCACUACAUCCGGGACCAGGUGCGUGUAUUUUCCGUAUUUCACCCCUCCUAGUGACAGACGAAGUUCGAAAAUUUCCCGCCAUUUUUAUUGUUGUUGUUUUGAAAAUACAACUGGUCUUUGGUUCGUAUUUAAAACGAUAUUAACGUUGUAAAUAAAACGAAAACAUUUAAAGGACAUCUUGAGAUAAGUAAAAUUUAUUCUAGUUUUAUGUUUGCACUAUAAUUUUAAAAAAUAUAUCGCUUUUACACUGGUCUUUCGCGUGCUUAUUUACAUGUCGUCUUUGUCUGUAUUUUUGUCACUCUGAAUAAGUCCAUAUAAUAAACAGAAUAUACAGGUGAAUAUAACAAAAUAGAAAUUUGCAAAAUGGCGGCUAACCGUUUUGUGGAAGUUUAAAAAGCGAAAUUAAAAUAAAUUCAGUCUCAAAAAACACAAAAGCUUUUGUAAAAAUACUAAAACAAUUGUUCGCCUCAGGCUCAGGCUCGGUGAUCAUCGGGGAAUAUUCACCUCGACUUCGUCUCAGCGAAUAUUCCCCGAUAAUCACCUCGCCUUCGGCGAAUAAUUGUUAAAUAUUAGACGUGAUGGUUUUUGACUUGACAUUUUUUUGCAUCAAGCAUGGUUGGUCUGGUUUGAAGGUUUUUUGACCAGCUAUUAAAUUCAGUGUUGCUUCGUGUUGUAAAAUUUAUGUGCUGAUGCAAAGUGCAAAAGAAGGUGUUGACUGAAUUUUAAAAAUAUUGUUUUUAGGGCGAUCAUAAAAUGGUUCCAGAACAUGUCGAGACACGGGAUUUGACGAACAAACUAUUUCCUGGUUUUUCGCAGGUACACGAAUCCUCCAAAUCGAUAUUGUCUCCUCUUAUAUGUGUAGUGCUUGUUGACUAAGCUUGUUCGAUUCAGACAGGAGGAUAGUAGGCUCGUUCCAACGCAAAUUUCCACUAUUUUAGCACAUUUAGAAAAACAAGAAAUACAAAAUAGAAAAACACACACAAGAAUGUACCCUAACCCGAGAAAUCUACCCUUCUUAGGUAUAACCAUGAUUUUACCAGGAGCAAAUAAAUGCAUACAUGCCGAAUUGGUUUAUUCUAUUGUUCGACUUUUCAAUUAUAUUGUUCUAUGUUCUGUAUCAGUCAUUCUAAUAUGUGCAAAAAAUUCUUUUCUCAAAUGAACGUUGGGCGAAAUUGGUUCCGGACAUAGAUUUGUGUACGAGGUGUCUAUUAAAGUAAUUCCGCAGUUUUGCAUUGCGCACUUUUACUGCGCACAUCUUAUAAAUUAUAAUUUCAUUCAUUAUACGAACCGUUUAAAAAAAAUCAUUUUAUGACAAUUUUAUGUUAUUUCAAAACAUCUUUGGUUACAUUCGUGCAAGGAAUUACGUUAAAAUCAAUGUUUUCAAAAAGGUAUACAAAAGUGUAGCUAGGGUUCCCUGUGUCUGUAGUAUUUUUAUUUACUUGUAUUUCACGUUUUAAUGCCACAAUUCCCUAAAAGAUCGGUGGCCCCUGUUUUUUAAUUGGUAAUUUAUUUCUUUAAUGCAUUUUACAUUUCAUAUCAAAAAUUAAAAGAAAAAUCAUUUCUGGAUCUUGAAAAAAAAUCCCUUAUCAAUGCAUGUUCUCAAAGAAAGAUAUGUAAAGAAAUGUAGAAAAGACAUUUGUGGAUCAGAAUUGUACACGUUAGUAGUUUCAUUUUGCUCAAAACACAAUAUUUUUUCAAUAUUUUUGCUGUUACUCGUAAUGAGCGUCAAGAUGGCGCCAUAUUGGAGUAAAGGUGGUAUAUUGUGAUUGUCAUAUCUUCUUAACGAGUUUGGUGACCCCGACUUUUUUGUGUGAUUUUACUUUAAGUAUAUCAUAAACUCCAUGCCUGGGAAGUUUCAGCACAUUCUCAUUUCGGGAACAAUUAAUGCGGAAUUACCUUAAAGCUGUUUCUAAGAUCCUCGGUAAUUUAGUUUGCCUUACAUUCUUGGUGGUUCUUCCAAAGUCCGAACGGUCAGUUCGUCUGCACACAUAGCCGUAGGGCAUCUUCUGGAAUUCUCGAGGUGUUUCGUAAUACAAACACGGCAUGCAUAAACAAUGAUGGUUUCUCGGACACAGGACGGGCUCUCUUAAAACGUUGAAGCAAAGUAAAACAGAGGAAAUUUCGAUUGACUGUGGUCGCAAAUCUCUCCUCAUCAAAGCCCUGUAUGUACAAAGUCCUAUUUCACGCCAUUCUUGUUUCGUAAUCACAAAGCAAGUUCUGUGUUGAUGUUAGUCGCUCUGUAGUAUAAACCUUGCUAGGCUAUAUAGACUGAAUAUAGAUACAGUGUUCGUUCUUCGAGAAAGUUUGUGUUAGUAUUUGCUUGAAAUCUUUAACAAAAUGAUGAGUUUAAAGCAGCAGAUAAAUAUCACUUCCGCAUAAAGUGUUCAAACUAGACAGGAAUUUGCUGGCUAUAUUUCACGCGACAGGGAGGCCUAUCUUUGCUAUAUACUAUGUCUAUGGAUGUAAAAGUUACUGAUCGUGUGUCAGCUGAGCAUAAUCUAUCAUAUUUGACUCAAAUUUUAUGACAAAAGCUUGAAUUUGAAAAAAAUGUUUUCAGAGUGGAAGACCAUCUUAUAUUGUCUGCUCCCGCGAAAAUUCGGUUUAUUUUCCCCUAUACUGAGAUUCUUUGAUGUUUUGUUUCAUAUAUACUGAGAUUCGAGGGGAAACAAAACUGACUAUUUCCCGAGAACAACUGGCCCCAGAGAACAACCUUAAUUGAAUUGGCUGCAUUUGUUACAACGUUACUACAUUGUGUUUGCCAUAGGGAAAACUAGAGAUGUUCAUUGAUAUCUUUCCGGAAAUGUAUGGAAAACCUGGCCCUCCAAUUGAUAUAACGCCUCGUAAACCUAAACAGUAAGUGCAUUUCGACGAAAUGGUGAAAGAAAUUCCGCACAAGAAAACUCCACACUUCUGUUUAUAAUGGCCGGGCUAUACCUUUAAUUUGCCCAGGCGUAGGGUACUAAUGGGGAGUGUAAGCUUCACGUUUGCGGGAAGGCAUAAGAGAGUUUUAGAUUGACGUAUUUUCGCAUUUCCCGCUAACCGCAAACGGCUAAAAAUCACGUGACAGCUAUCUUCCCGUCAGGUUACACGUUCGAAGUAGACGUUUCAACGCGAGGGAGCCUGUUUUCAGGUAGGUAGAUUCCCUCAAGGCUUUCAUGCAUUUUUGUUCCUUUUCUCGCGUAUAAACAUGGCACUUAUGUUUAUUACACUAUGACGUUCUUUCUUGCAUAAAAUAAGGAUAUAAAACUACUAUCUUCGACUGAAAUAGUUGUAUCGAAUUCAGUCGAUGUCAAUGAAAAAAAUGGCGGGUAAAUGCAUAGCCCAAAUACAUAGCUGAUUUACAUUGUUUUUGUCGUUAUUUGUUUUUCUCAUAAUUUUGAGAUCUAAAGUUUUACUUUUAGGCUAAUUUUGUUGCGAAUUUUAUAUAAAAUAUGUUUGUGUCUAAUACAGAACUUGGAAAAAUAUCAUGACCACGAAACCCUUUCGUUGGCCAAGCAUACAACAUGAUUUUGCAUUGGCCAAGGAGGUUGCAAGCUGCCGAACACAAAAGCCAAUAGAUUGGGAUGCUAUUGCCCACCGAUUAAGUUCACAUUUUGGAAGUUAAAACCUUAGGCCUAAAUCUAAAUCGUUUUUAAAAUCCGAACUGCAAACUUGUAACGGGUACGUCGACUACCGGUUUGCGGUUUGCCGUAGUAAUGAUGAACGUCAAUCUAAAACUCUCUGUAGUCGAAUUUUGUUGGCAGAAAUUUUGCUUGACUUCUUCGACAUCACGUUCGCAAUACAGAUUUCAGUAAUAUUGACGCAUGCGCAGACGUUUUUCCGCGGUGUUGACCUAACUAGGAGCAGUUGCAAAAAAUGCAACUCUGACAGGAAUUGAACUUGCAGCCCUGCUAUACCGGUACAGCGCUCUGACCAACUGAGCUACGGACUCCAGUUGCCGAGCUCUAACCCCAUGUUCAUGUAUAUAGACACUAAGAUGAUGUCAAUGUAAGGUGCAUGUAUGCCCAAAAUCCUGACAUUCAAUACAGAUAAUGCAUUUGUCCUUCGUUUUUAAGGUAGCUAUACAAAUACACCGCAACAUUUCCGGCCAAUUUUCUAACAACCUUCACACAAUUUUUGCCACCGACAUAAAACGUUUUUCAAUAUCUUAAUUUUUCAGGUACGAGCUUCGUGUUAUUGUGUGGAACACGAAAGACGUUGAACCUCAGGAAAAGAAUAUUUAUGGCGAUGAAAUGAGUGAUAUUUUUGUUAAAUGGUAACUAUCAUAGAGAUUAUACAAGGGGGCAUGCAUUGCGGACCAAAUUCACGCAAAAGAAAAGGAAAAAUUUGAAUGCCAGAUUCGAUCUCGUAUGUAAGUUUCGGUCGUCGGAACUGCGCAUAUCCCAGCGGGCAAAAUGACGUUUAUCCAACGUUGAAUCAACGUUAGAAAUGACCUUCCAGACGUUGGAUAGACGUUGAAAAAGGGUUGCCUAUGCAAAUUGGAUCGACGUUACUGUUUCGACGUUGAAAUAACGUUGAAAUUAGGUUGCCAAUCUCGUCAACCAUAAUUCAACGUUGAAUCCACGUUAAAACAACGUUGAGAUUGGUUCACAAAAAGACGUCGUACAUUUAACCAUGAAUUCAACGUCUGUUGGCUGCUGUUGAACUAAUGUUUGUAAAACAACGUCAGAGCAACGUGGAUAUUAGGUUGUCGACGUCGCAACCUUUUUUCUACCAAAUUUCAACGUUGAAACAACGUCGUGUGCCCGGUGGGAUACAGGUAGCUAGAUUAUGGAGCAUUGGGUGUAUAAGUCAUAAUUAAUGUGGGUCAGCGUUAUUUCUUUACAUUUUGUUAAGUAUCUCAAUUUCGAUUACGUUUUGGCAAGACAAUCGCAAUUUUUAGUGUAUAUUACACUAUAAUAUAAUAUAAGUGGAAGAAGAAGCGUCUUUCGUAUUCUCCCAACAUUCCCCUCGUGCUUUAUUAUACACCAUAAACGCAUGCGGCUCGUUUUCUAAUUCUAGCUUAACUGCAUUUGUUUGUUGGAAAUUCUGAAGUCUAGCGUACGUACUUCCGGCUUCAGAUCAAUCUCCAAAAAGUUUGUUUACCUGAUACUCUAAUUUUGGUUUUGGAUGACGCAAUUUUUUUAAAGCAACUUUUCAGAGAUUGGGCAUCUUUCCAUCGUUGUUUUGAAUAUUGUGCAAAUGAAAGUAAAUGGCUCCUUUCCAAACUACAUCUAGCGAAGCAAUUCGUCUUCAUUAGUAUACAGCGUAGUUCGUCUCCUAUAUAUCGUGCGUUUAGAACUUACUGAUCACCCCAAAACAACAAUCUACCAUAGAUAAUUAUAUUGUAUGCAUUGAAGAAGCGCUCAUAUAAACCUUAUCCUGUUUUUACAGUAGAAUGACAGGUAUUGAUGAUGUUCAAAAAACAGACACACAUUUUAGGUAAGUUGCGAAUCUUAGAGCUGCUAUUAACAUCUCAGUUCAAGGAAUAUGGAAAUAUAAAAUUAGUUUAUUUCAUUUGAGAGCACU
Messenger RNA from Paramuricea clavata, 7835 nucleotides. Lineage: Eukaryota; Metazoa; Cnidaria; Anthozoa; Malacalcyonacea; Plexauridae. The record is from the annotation of a GenBank genome assembly.